AAUGACAUUCACUUCAAAUGUCUCCAAAUCUCUUUUACAGCAACUGAUCCAACAGUUCCCGACUCGACUCUCGUAUGCAUUUGCUUACGGUUCGGGUGUUUUCAAUCAAAAUGUAGUCAAAAAUACCGACAAAAAUAUGAUUGAUUUGAUUGUUGUAACCGAAGACUCUCUAGACUUUCAUUAUCACAAUCUAAUCAAAAACCGAAAUCAUUAUUCAAUGUUAGGUUCAUUGGGACCGAAAUGGUUGUCCACUAUUCAGGAAAAGUUUAGCGCUUAUGUAUAUUUCAAUACUUUGAUCCCAUUUAAUGGACAUCUUAUUAAAUACGGUGUGAUAUCAAAUAAACAACUGAUUAGUGAUUGUCUCGAUUGGCAGACAUUGUAUAUAAGCGGACGUUUGCAUAAACCGGUGGUCACUCUCAUCGAACCCAACUCUAAUGAGUUGUCGGUUGCGAUCAACAAGAAUACCGAAAAUGCAAUUCACGCGGCGUUACUCUUAUUGUCCGAAAGGUUUACCGAAGAGGAACUCUAUAUGAGAAUCGCUAACAUUUCAUACAUCGGCGACUUUCGGAUGACUAUUGGAGAAGACCGACAAAAGAUCCAAAAGUUAGUUUUACCACAAAUUGAUAAUUUUCGUCACUUAUAUCAACCAAUAUUGACAUCGAAAGCAUUGUCCCAAUUGGUCACUUGGGAUCCGAACUCUCGGAUCUAUUCACAAGACUGUUCACCGAAAGCCAAACUCUACCACUUGAAUAUGUUACCCAAAUCCUUGGAGGAGAUAUUAAUUAAAGAGUGGAAUCAAUACAAUGAUCAUCAAUUCGCUGAUGUGGACUAUCUAUUUGACAGUUUGGCUCAUAGUUUUGAAUGUCGAGAACAGAUCCAGUUUGCCAUUAAAACUAUUGUCGAAAAAUCAAGUACUGCACAAAGUCUUAAAGGACUUUUCACGGCUGGACUUAACAAAUCAAUUCAAUAUUCAGCCAAAAAGUUAUAUAAAAUGUAUAAAAGUCUUGAUUUACAAACAAAAUUAACA
Molecule: messenger RNA, 1027 nt
Organism: Oppia nitens
Lineage: Eukaryota; Metazoa; Arthropoda; Arachnida; Sarcoptiformes; Oppiidae
Product: phosphatidate cytidylyltransferase, mitochondrial-like
Exons: 1
Biological process (GO): CDP-diacylglycerol biosynthetic process; cardiolipin biosynthetic process
Cellular component (GO): mitochondrion
Molecular function (GO): phosphatidate cytidylyltransferase activity
Source: RefSeq, a predicted model, not a curated record